AUGUCCUCUCAAUUCUUGCAGACUGAGAUUACCAAUUUGAUUCAAGAAUCCAAGAGGAAAAACUCCGAUUUGCGAAAUGCCGCUGAACAAUCAUUGAAUGAGCUUAAAGCCCUGCCUUCAACAUCGGAGGCUCAAAUAGCAGCAGACCUUGUCCGCAAGCCACACUUCGUGGAGCCAUUCAUCAUUGCGUGUCAUACUCGCCAUGCAAAACUAGCCGGCAUAGCGGUCAUUUGUUUGCAAAGGUUGAUUGCAUCGCGAUCACUGCCCUCGACUCGCCUCAAAGAUGUUAUAGGAGGGUUAAAAGAAACAACAGGCCUAAGCCUUGAUAUUCAACUGAAGAUCCUACAGUCCUUGCCUUCGUUGUUGCAAUUCUACUCAAACGAUCUGAGCGGGCAGCUGCUUGCAGACACAUUGGAAAUAUGUGCCACGUUACAAGCAAGCAAAACCAUUGCAGUCUCCAGCACUGCGGCUGCGACUCUUCAACAGCUAGUAGUUUCGACAUUUGAACGGGUUUUCAGCGAAGAUAAGCUCCCCAAUGACGAGAAAAUUACAACUACCAUCAAGGUCGACGGCCGGUCGCUUGACGUCGGCUAUUUUGCCUACGACGCACUGCUGGUACUAGAUGAUCUAUGUCGUCUGAUUGAUGGCGAGCCACUGCAGUUUCUGCGCUCAAGAACCCUAUCACCAAAUUUCGUCCUGGAACUCAUCGAGAGUAUUCUCUUGAAUAGUGGACGUCUUUUUGUGGGACAUCCCGAGCUCUCGCAAGUGCUACGCGUUCGCCUUUUACCCCUGGCGGUCCGCUGUCUUUCUGAGCGAUCUUCAUUCGCCCAAAGCGUGCGUAUCUCGCGAAUUCUGCUCGUGCUUUUGAAGCGUCAUAUGUCUCUUCUGACGGCAGAAUGCGAGAUGGCACUCAGUCUCAUCACACAUCUUGCUGAGCCGGAUUCAACGGCGCCUUGGAAGCGACUGCUGUGCAUGGAAAUAUUCAGAGGGUUAUACUCCGAGCCUGGUGUAGUGCGAUUGAUAUACACAUUGUAUGAUGGCGAAGAGGGACGAAAGAAUAUUCUUCGUGACCACAUGGCCGCGCUGGUUCGACUGGCCUCAGAGAAGCCCGCUUUGAUUGGGGUCAGUAAUCAGUCGACAGUACCGCUACGGGCAGAUCACACAAGGUCCACUACCGAGGACCAGAUCACUCUUGAAACAGGAGGUGUGGCUGGUGUCAUUGGCUCAACCGUUCCUCCCAGCGAACUCAAGGUUCCUGGAAUUAGCACCCAAUGGAGUGUUGUUCGGACACCAUACAUCGAGCUCCUUGACAAGACUGACCCACCCGUGGCACCGGAGACCUACAUCUACAGCUUGGUUCUCAACUGCAUCAGCAGCUUUGCUGAAGGCCUUGCAAAGUUUAUUCUUCCACUGACAGUUCCGGAUCGGAAACAAAUGCGCAAGAACCGCCUCCUUAGUCCGACCCAAGGACCUGAUUCUGCAAGAUCGUCUCAGGAUUUACCAGCGGAAUCUAUUCGGCCACAACCCAGCUCACCAACGAGAAAAUCGCACGUUCCCGUCAACCCACUCGACCUCCAGUCUCAUGUUCAGUAUUCAGCGAUCAAAACUUGUGCAGGAAUCAUAGAGAACUGUUGGCCCGCUGUCCUUGCAGCCUGCUCUACCUUCCUACGAGCGUCUUUGGAUGACGAGUAUUACCAUAACCUCGUCCGAGCAUUCCAGAAGCUGGCUCAUGUGGCCGGUCUUCUGAGGCUAUCGGUACCUCGAGACGCGUUCUUAACUACCCUUGGAAAGGCUGCGACUCCUGUGAGUGCCGGCAACUCCAAGUCUCAGAAUGCCUCGACUACGGGGUCGCAGCCAGGUGACACACCCCAAAAGAAGCGACGGAGUGCGGAUUUCUCUCUCUCGAACCCUUCCGCAGAAUAUUCUGGAGCGACGACAGGGGAGGGGCCUUUUGUUUCUCUAAGCACGAGAAACUUGCUCUGCAUGCGAGCCCUGCUCAACUUGGGAAUUGCUUUGGGCCCAACACUGGAUCAGUCGGCCUGGUCCAUCAUCUUCGAGACACUUCAGUACACCGGAUUGGUGAUCGGAAUGUCUUCGAGUGCAAUGGUGAAAUCAGCCAGUGGAACCGGAGAGGCGCCACUGACACCGGGGAACGAUGUUCCAAUUGCCAACCUCGGAACCGAAGUAAUUGCUGUUCAAGCGGCGUCUAGCAAGAUGCUAGAAACCACCAGUGAUCUCCCUGGUGAAUGUUUCCAGGAAAUCUUACUCGCGCUGUUGAACCUAUCGACAUUCACUGAACAUCAUCGUCAAGAAGAGGAUGUGAAGGAAGUCUCAGAAAUGCCUCGUUCGCCGCAAUCCUCCAAAAGCGGCGGACGCAUUCAUCAAACCGCCCGACGGGUGUCACACACCGUUGGAAAGUUCAGGAUGCAAGACGACGAGCUCAAGUUUGUUCUCGAUAAGGCAAACGAGCUGGCCAACGCCAACCUCGAGAGGUUCUCUUCGCUCGAAGCCAAUGACAACCAAGCAUGGGGGCUAUUAACGCAGAGUCUGAUUUCAGCUUCCGCAAACACUACCAUUAGCCCAAACCUUCGUCUUCAAGCAAGCGCAAUUUUGAGCUCACUUGUUUUCUCAACAAUGAGACGAAGAGACGUGGACGACGAGAAAGUAUACAACGAGUUACAGACGAGGAACUUGCAGACGUUGAAAGACCAAGUUACUUCGCUAUAUUCGUCCGACUUGCACACGUCCAAGUCUCUGCCAAUAACCGUGAUCGAAAUCCACGAACAGAGCUUGGAGGUGCUUCGGAACAUUUUGGAACAAUACGCAGAAACCUUCGUGGAUGGGUGGCAUCUCAUCUUCGAUCUGAUAUCUGGUGUCUUCGAACCUAUCACACAGCCUGAGACUCUUGAUCAGCCUACACACGCGUUACAGCGUAGACCAUCAGCUCUUCCAGCGGGCCCUCGCCUGGUUCGCACUGCCUAUAAAUCUCUGCACCUUGUUGCUUCCGACUUCCUCUCUUUGCUUCCAGCGUCAUGCCUCUUGAGCCUCGUGAACGCCUUCUCCAGUUUUGCGUCCCAGACCCAAGACUUUAACAUAUCGCUCACGACUACUUCUUUCUUCUGGAAUGUGUCUGAUUUCCUUCAAGGCCAGAUCGAGCAGAUUUCAGUCGAUCAUGUCGAUCCCUCCAUCAGCGAGGAAGAGCUGGCUAGACUAGCUCGCAAUGAAGAUCCGUCCGUCUCUCGGAACUCUUUGUGGUUAUUGCUGUUGCUUCGUAUCGUGGAUAUCACGUCUGACAGCAGACCAGAAAUCAGGAACAGCGCGGUGCAUACCUUGCUCCGUAUUUUCGACGCCUAUGGGCAGCAGCUCUCCCCAAUGGCGUGGCGUCUCUGUUUGAACAUGGUUGUUUUCAAGAUGACCGAAGGAAUCGUCGCCACUCUUCUUGAAGCAAAGAGCAAGCAGAGCCAGGCAAAGUCCGAUGAAUUCAAGUCAUGGGUAGACACGACAGUCGUCAUGAUCAAGGGAUCGUCCAAUUUGAUCACGAACUUCUUCGAAACUCUUGUCCGCGACGAGAAGUUUGAUCAGUCUUGGAAGCGACUUUUGACAUACUGGCAAAAACUGAAUGAUCUGCACAUCUUGGAACUCAAUGAAGCGACGUUCUCCAGCUUAUCGGCGAUUCUCCUUCGAGUACAAACCGCCGGUCAACUGAGUGACGAAGCUCUUGAAUGUGCUUGGCUUGCUUGGGCAAAUGCACACCCUGCUGGGGAUGAGACUGUGCUUGACCUCGACCACCCCAACCAGGAUUCUGCUCUGGCCUACCUGCAAUCUUUCCAGCAAGUAUAUCGUCUCUACAAAGAUCAGUUGACUACGACACAUAUCGAAAAGGUUCUGCACCACCUUCGUCUGCUUGUGUGGAACUCGGUCGCUCCGCGCUACUCCCCGGAUAUCGACAGGCCAUCGGCUCUUCAAGCACUAGUUACCGAUUGCAUCAAGACUCUCUGCUUAGAGAAAGAAGAGUCUCAAGCAGCGAUCCUCUUGUGUCUUGCCGAGCUUUCUGGUUCAGCACAUUCGAGGUGGAGCGCCGGAAGUGAUACUAGAAAACCAGCGUUUGUGGCAUUUUCCAAGAGCUCUAUCGACCUUGUGAACUGGUACAUUGCCGAAUUCGGCAUCAAGCAGGACGUCUUCACGAACGGAGCUCUGGCAGAAACUCUCAAACACCUCAGUGCUCCAAUCGCACAGAAGUACACAUGGCAAGGCAAAGACCGCGAGCCCUUCCUCUGGCAACGAGCCACAACAGCAUCCCUCAACAUCCUACAAGUUGCAGUCCCCUACGCCGAAAGCCAAUACAGCAAAGCAGCCGAGUCUGAAAUCUCCGAAUUCUGGUCCCGCGUCGUCGAAAUCACCAACGGGAUAGUCUCUGCCCGCGGUUUCCAAACCCAGCAACUUCCCAACACCCGUAUCGCCUCCGACGAAGACUUCGACAUAAAAGCCUUCACGCGCCUCAAGACAAUCAUCCUCCCAUCCCUCGGCAACCCAGCCAUCCCAGACCCCAUCCGUCGCGACUUCGCCCGCACCCUCUUCCGCUCCUCAUUCAUCUACGCCCCCCUCCGCUUCGACCUUCCUAAAUCCGGCAUCGAAAACCCCCUGCAAGACUUCUACGCCAUCCGCCCAGGACGAACCUUCGACCCACCCCCAACUCUCCGACCAGGCAUCGCCUACGUCUUGCUCGAUACGCUCUUCGAACUCGCAGCAGCUGAGAAAGAUACCGCAGAGACAGGAACUGGUCCCCGCGUCCUGCUAGCCCGCUCCAUCUCGCCUUAUCUCCUCUUGCGCUGCGCUGUCUCGCUCAAGUCUUAUAUCGCAGAUCAGCCCCUGCGCGGCUUGAUGCCGCAGCCUACGCCUGCUCGAAAGGCCCUCAUCCAUCUUCUCGAUCAUUUGGUUCAGUUGAGAAGUGAGCCUUCGGCGAUCCCUGACCCAUCGACUAUUAAGACUGUUUCGACUUCUGAGGUGGAUGUCCCUACGCACUACCGUAAGCAUCUGGAGUGGAUUUACCCGCUUGUUGUUCGUGCUGUGCAGGUUGCUGGUAAGGAGAGAGAUGAUGGUCGCAUUCUUCAGGCGCUUGGGAAGGUGUUGCAGGAGAUUGGACGGUUUGAAUAUUAG
Molecule: messenger RNA, 5157 nt
Organism: Penicillium brevicompactum
Lineage: Eukaryota; Fungi; Ascomycota; Eurotiomycetes; Eurotiales; Aspergillaceae
Exons: 4
Coding region: 1-5157 (1718 amino acids)
Source: RefSeq, a predicted model, not a curated record